Poecilia latipinna (sailfin molly) is the source of this 8732-nucleotide messenger RNA. RefSeq lists its product as uncharacterized. The coding region runs from base 124 to 6111 and encodes 1995 amino acids. The transcript has 6 exons. NCBI's taxonomy places the organism in Eukaryota, Metazoa, Chordata, Actinopteri, Cyprinodontiformes, Poeciliidae. The record is from RefSeq and is a predicted model, not a curated record.
ACAGCCACCUUGCAAGUGACGACACUAUCAGGCUCCAUGCGGAUAUAUCUGCAAACAGCUGAAACCCUGUGCAUAACGGACCACCAACAGCUUUAUAGUGACUGCUAAAAGACAAAACCCGAAAUGUGGAAGUUUACCUCCCUUCCACUUGCUGUUUUCCUGCUUACAGUAGUUGGGGGAGACCAAGAAGAUUUCCAAAGUUACCUCCCAGAACAAACAAAAGGCAUUGCUGUCACAAACUCUAGGCUUUUGGAAAAAACAAUCGCAAUUGUUCGUGGCACAGAAGCAGCACCUUCACAGACGACACACCGACGCAUAGAGGAGGAGCCGACUGCCGAGUUUCCAAAGGCAAACGUGUUUGACACAAAACUAAAGCCAACUAAUGAGGGGAUGCCAACCGCAUCGUUAGCCACUACUUUACAAAGCACGGGAAAUAUUCUCUCCAGUAACGUGCAAAGCUCUCUAAAAUCAUCAACAGCUUUCCAUUCAAAAUCAAAAGUCCCACUGAAGUCUGAUUACGCAAAGAUCGUUUCGUCUUCCACACCAACUGCAUUGGUGUUGAAUGAUACCUUUGAGCCACGUGUCCAUUUGUCUGCCAAGGCAGUCAAAGCCCCUCCAUGGUUUUCUGUGCCGCGUGCAACCGGGAGCCGCAGAAAUGCCAACUCUGUUAUUCCCACAUCUGCUGAUACAGGACUUUUACUUCCAAUCCCAUCUGCAUCUCCUCCUCGUGUAAUUGAUAACCUGACGGAGCUGUUUAACAACAGUGAUGAUUUACGACCUCAAGAGAAGAGCAUAAGAAAACUGGGAGAGAAUGAGGAUCUGCCUAGUACAAUGCAGUUCAUCCUCCAAGCUGAUCCAACAAAAGAUUCAAUGAAAGGAAAUGAUGUGACAGACUUGUGUUUGACCUGUCUGAAAGAUGGAAAAGCAAUGUCCAGCGAGAAAUUUGCAGCCAGCUCUACUGCUUCAUUAAACAGUUCCCAUUCGUUUUCAACUGGGAAAAGCAAAGAGACCAAAGAGAGCAACAUUUUCAAAAAUGCAAUAAAUUACAACCACACAUCUCUUCCUUUUACCCAUAAUAAGACUGAGAGAAAAACUGUUUCUUUUUCCUCUCAUAUUGCUGCUGAACUGUCAUCUGAAAAACACAAAUUCACAACACUACCACCAAGUCGUACCCAUCCCAGCAACAUCUUUGUCACAGCAAGUCCAAAGUUAACAUCCAUUUCGCAGUAUCCCUCAUCAAAGCCUUCUUACACCGGCGAGAAACCAGUAAAACAUGGACACCAAGAGACAUUUAACGAAAAUGUCUCCAUAAGGGAGCCUCAGUCAAAUCCGAUGCCUUUCACUCAGAGCGAGGAAAAGGCUUCCCACAGUCUCUCAACAAGCUUGAGAAAUCAGGACAUCAGCACUGGGCCAGUGAGCAAUGCGCCUUUCUUUGCUCCCCUCAGCAGUUUUAACAGUCCUCUCCUGAAAGGUCGUGCUCAUGGCACUGCUUCACAUCCGACAAGAAUGAACUCAAUCGAAGCUCUUGCUGCAGUAACACCCUUCACCCUUCGCAGGCCAACUGUUUCCACAGUCAAAAAUCUCAAGUCUGGUUUUCUGACAGGAAAAGCUGGGACUUUCAUCUCUGUGUCCAACAGCCAAACAAAACCUAAACCUACGUCUCGGGCUGAACAGUCGAUAUUGACUUUGUUACCGAAGGAUUUAACAGUUAGGCUUGCAUCUGUCACUCAUAAACAGUCUCCUGCUAAUCUCCAAACAACAGCGAGUACGACAGCUGUGACCAGAGUACAAACUUCAACUUUUCCUACAAGAAAAGUUAGGCUGAAGGUCUUUGACUUUGACGUCUCUCAGUUGGCAUUAACAGAACCAAAAAGUAUGUCUUUCAAUAAGAAACAGAUAGAAACUCAAUCAAAAAUCACUGAGAGGAGGGAUUUUGAAGGCAACAGGCCUGAUAGCAAAUUAAUAGACUUACACAACAUUCACAGUCUGACGCUUAGAGAUGAGAGAGAAAGCAUUUUGAGUGUAGUUACUGAAAACAAGGACAAAGACACUCUUCAGUCCAACAGCAGCCACGGCAGAGAAAUUACAAAAAUGUUUCUCAAAGAGGAUGCAAUCCUGGAAAACAAAAGGGAGGGAUUAUUAAGAUUAGAUGAUCCUGAAAUUGAAAAACGAGCAGCAGAGAUAAAGCAAAGCAGAUACAGAGAGGCUGGAGAAAUGAAAGAGUUCAUCAGCAAGACAAGCAGAGAAGAGCAUGUACUUCUGAGACAUGACAAACAUACACAACACAGUGAGGUCAAAGAUGAGAGAGACGCCAAAAGAGAAGGUGUGACUAAAAUAAAUACGCAGAAUUCAACCCUGGAUGCUACUGGAAAGCAGAAACAGUUUUUGGAGGAAAACGGAGCAAAGGCUGGAAGUGGGGAGGACAGAAAAUUUAAUAAGGAUAUUGGGAAGGAGGAUGUGACAAAUGUUCCCCCUGAACAGGCAACAAAUUGGAAAGAACUUAACGGAGACAAAGAGCGCAUUGUUGAAAAGCUGUCUCCCUGUCCUGGUUUGAUUAAAGAGUCGGACAGCUCUGAGCUCAAGGGUAUUCAUCUGGGUGAAAAUGCUUCACAAAUAAGAGACCUAACAAAUAAGUCAUUUUCUUUCGAGGUGACAAGCAAUCACCAGCUGCCACACCCAUCUGUAAGAUCACCAGAUCCAAGGGAGGAGGAGCUUCCAAAAGAAGACAUUAUGUUACCACCGAAGGAAACAAGUUCUCAAGAGUUUGAGGUUACGCUUCCUGCCACUGCCGCGUCAAAAAUGUCUGGAUCUAUUUCUGUGUUUACGCCACUUAUUUCCCCAAGCGGGAGGGCCGCUAACGCAGCUAAACUGCCUUCACUCACAACCCGAUUUCAGAGAGCCGAGUCCCACUUUACCGUGAGCGGUUCUCUCAAUGCAUCAAUUAUUCAGAGCAACACAGAUCAUAAGCAUAAAUUGAACUAUCCUGUUCAGAGGACCGAAGCAGUUUCACACACAGCGAUCGAGCAAGAGCAUGUGGAAUAUGCCACGCCAUCCAUACACCAGCAGAUGUACGAUGAUUCAUCCGCAAAGACACCCACAGUCGCAGUCUUGUCAUUUAAACCCCGCAUCUCUGUGGGCCCAUUUCAGCCUCACCGAGGGCAGUCUGCUACUCAGAGGAGUCACUCCUCCUCCUCAUGCCCUAACAUAACUCCAGGCCAGACAUGUCUCUCCAGGGUGUCAGAGCAGGCAUCGCAUCCAGACACUUUACAUUCUCCCGCUGCGCAAAACAAGCAGAGACUUCCACAGGCGCGGACCACGUCGUCGUCCGCCAUCCCUGCAGCAGGAAUCAAUGCCUUUUCUCCCGAAAGCGUGUCACCGAUGAUGAAACCGAGGACGUUAAGUGGUGACAGGUUGACUGUAACCUACGGAUUGCAGAAGCUGACUGGAUCACAGCAGGCCCACUUUGUCCCUGGAUCCAACAGCAGAGAGUCCUCGUUAGCGGCCGCUGGUGAGACAGAGGCUGUCUCACCAGCAGCAACAAGUCAAAGAGAAAAGAAAGGAGAUGUUAUGCUCAUGAUGACAUCCGUUGUGAGACAUUCAGAUGGAGUCGCGGGUGAUCAACGUACGACUGUCGGGAGUAAACAUGUUGCUAAUGACACUGAUGAAUUCAACUCCACUUCCCUUCAGACUAAGAAUGAGACUAAACAGAGUGACCUUUCUACUGCUGGUGGCAAAGAUGAAGCAAGCAAUAUAAUUAUGACUGCGAAGCAUCAUCAGCACUUUGAGUUAGAAAAAGCCGUGCCGUACACUGCGAUGGCUACAAAUGGGGAAUUUGGGCAUGACACAAAUGAUGCUGACACGAUCGAUCGAGUUGGCACCGGCACGAUUUUCCAGACGGGUAAUCUUCCCGAAAGGCCUAAAAUACAGUCUGACGAAGAGCCUAACUCAUUGUCUGAUAUUGAGCAUCGCUUGGCAAAGACAAAUGUAAGGCACGACAACCAGCCUCUGUCACAGCAGAGUGAGGGUAACAACUCAGACCUGAUUACAAAUAUGAAUUCAAGCACUGACCGUGCGAUCCACAAAAUUACGCGCCAGACUUUUGACCAGGCAAGACACAUUGCUUCUCAAUUUCAGACAAACGCAAAUAAAACCGCUGACUUUGUCUCUCUGACAGAGACUCCCGCUGAGUUCAGAGGCUUUACAUCUCUGCUGGUCACCAGUGGGACUCUGCCAGACAGUAGGAAGUUAACUCAGAAUGCAGCUGAGCACAGAUCUCAGCCCUACGCUCGUCCUAAUCCUUUGACUCAGAGAGAGCUUCCCAUAACUCACACUUCUGACAAGCUCACCCCCGCUGUUUUGAGAAUAAAAACAAUGGAAGCGCAUAGUGUGCAGGAGCAGCCAGAGGAGGAGAUUCUUGCACGAGCUGCUGAACAAGGCCAGCAUGCCCUGCUUUCUACGACUGCAUUAUCACACGAUGUUAAUAUGGCAGAGUCUGGCUUUUCAGAGUCAUAUGUCCAGACACCUGCAGCGUCUGAACAAAUGAGCUAUUUAUCACUUAAAGGGAUUAAAUCAGUUCCUCUGCCUGUGAAUAUUUAUGGAGAGCACUCACAAGACCGGGUAGAAAAACAGAAGAACCACACGUUGCCCAAAAGAACCUCAAUAAGCCAAGCAUUCUUGGGUCAUGUGACAGAUUUUCUACCUCUUGCAGAGAUCCCACCCACAGAGUUUGUUAAUACAACCAGUUGUAGCAGCUCUGGCUGUACAAAGUCUGGUGAAACUACUGAGGCAGUCGUGAUUGAUCCCACAAAGGAAAUGUUUGAAACUCGAUUCCCAGAAAAAAAUAAUUUCCUGGCCCAAAACGCUAAUAAAACAAAAUCCGGAAGCAACUGGAGCUUUCAUCGCUCGUUACCUGAAAAAUCUGCACCCCAGGCUGUCGAGCUCAAAGUGUUGCAUUUCUCAGUCACCAGUAAAUGGGAGCAGGACUACACCAGUGAUGACACGGCGUCAACAAAGGCCAAAAGUACAUCAGAUGAAACUGUUCAUUUGGAAAGAAAAGACGCACCUCAGUGGACUCGGUUUGUGACGACAACGACACAAAGACGCUUUCAGAACACCUUUGGAGUUGUCGCAACAGAGGGCACACUGUCUGAGUCUGGAGCGGCUGCUGUGGAAACCACAAUAAAGUCCACUGAGAAGACGCUGCCUGUUGAAGGAAACACCAAAACACAAUUAGACAGAAGAGUAGGCAGAGCCAGGAUGCUGGCAGAACAAAAUGUCAGUAGGUCACCGCGUGCCCAUGCUAAGGACAAGACGGCAAGCCUGGAGUCUGGGAGCAGGCUGUUAGUGUCAGAGCCGCAGACUAAAUCAGAGCUCCCAAGGCUGAACCAGAGGAGAAGGACGUCACCUCAUCAGUAUGUCUCUGGUGUGACAGAAAUUUCAGAUGACAUCUGUGGCAGUGGAAACUACACCGCAGAAAUGAGGCUGAAGAUGGGAAGAAGUGUGGAGCCUGGCGAUGUGGUGCCGGCCCGAGGGAACCUCAGAGCGAUCAUCAAUCUGAAGACAAACAACAGUCAGAUCAACCUUGGCGUCACCGCCUGUUGCCUGUCACCAACACGUCAGCCGGACUUCAACGACUCCACCCGCUGCCUUUUUUUCAGGCCAGGAGCGGAGCCGCCGGGGAUCACGCUGCUGCCCAGCGCCUUGUCAACCAGUGCCAGCUUUACCAUCAGUCUCUUCCAAAUGAUUAAUUACUCAGUGGUGUACCUACACUGUGAUCUCAGUGUCUGCCUGAGGAACCACUCUGACUGUGAAAGGCAAUGCACUUCUGAAGGUGCAGACACCGUCGCGGCCAAUCUUCGAAAUCGCAUAUCCUUUGGGCCGGUGUUGAAACAAGCAAAAAAUUCAACCUUCCCCACGGAGAUAGAUCCAUCACAACUGGAUCUGGUUUUGGUCUUUGUCAGCCUGGUGGUUGGCGUCUCCCUCGUCUCUUUGCUGCUGCUCCUGGUGUGGCUGGCCUACCAUCGGCGGGCCAUCUGGCUGCUCCGCUCCGCGGCUCCGUCGCCAGCCUGCUGCGGCUGCCUACGCCCGGGAGGCGACUUGAUCUCACCGUGACCAAGGAGGAACCGCUGCCAAUUAUGCUGAUCAAGUCCCCACCAAAAUAGCUGCAAACAAUUACAUUAGUCAACAGACAGAGGGGGCAGUCAAUCAUAUUAGGCGCAGAGCAGAAGCGGCCGGUCUCACCGCCCGGCGUAGGACAGAAUACACAAUGAGGUGCAAUCCAAUUCACACCUCCUCGCACAGGUGACACAGCUGUUGCAGUCAAAUUUCACACUUAACCAUGAAAAGUCUAUUAUCAUCUGCUGAAAAUAAACAGCACCUCUAAAUAGAAAAGCUGCUCUGAUCCCUUCUCUCACUGGGUGGAAAUCAAUAGGCCUGCCUAUAACACUUGGAUGAAUGGAUAACUUGGAAAUAAUAGUUUGAUAUGAUGUAUGCAUUUGUGGUUUAAAGUCGUUAUUGAGCUUCUUUGACAAAUCGUUAUGGGAAAAUGUCACUUUCAGCUUAGCUGUUGCCGCAGUACUUCUGUAGUGUUUGCUUUGCAAUGUUAUGUCAUAAUAUGUCAUACAGUAGGUGACAUGGAUGGCUUGUUGAUUGUGUACACUUGCAACAAGUAACCAGGUCCUUAAUCUGAAUUCUUAAAACUAACAUUUAAAGUGUUAUGGUGUGAAAUAGUCUUUUUUUUGUGAUGUUUAUUUUCACUUUUUGGUAUUUUUAUGUUUCAGCAGUUCUUGCAUCGAUGAAGGGCUGGAGAAGCCUUUCAUUGAUGCACCCAACCACAACCACCCAGCAGGCAGAAACACAAACCUAAAGCCUGUUCUGAAAAAACAAAGACAGUUAACGUAAAGAGCAAUCAGAAACUAAUCAUAGUGAUUCGAAAGAUAGAUGGAUCAUAUGUUUUUCAUUAUCACUAAAACAACAAAGGGUGUUUGAAAAUCUCAAAGAUUACCAAAUCAGAAUCUUGCAGUCCAAAAAAACUAAACAAAUGCAAAACCAGACCAAUGUACUGUUGGUAGCCACAAGUCAAUGAGCUGGACACAUGGACAUGAGACACAGAAAUGCAAAACUCCUGCCAUACCCCAAGUUGUGGCACCCUGGGCAGUGAGCCCUACCAGAAUUAGCACCAGGAUGUACCUCGCCUGGUCUUAAUGUUGCUUUUUGUUCAUUAAAUGUAUGAGGCUUUCACACAGGGGGAAAGCCUGUGUGAAACUGUGAGUGGUUUGUGGUAAAACCAACAUGUAGCCUGGAGUCGCAAAUGAAUACGAACAAACAGAAAACUUACAAAAAAAAAAAACAGGAGCAGGUUUGAGUUAUGAGUAUAGAUUAGUAAUGGGUCGUAACAGAAAGAACCAGUGAAGAACAAAGCAAGCCAGGGACCUUUUACAUAAAGAGGAGGGAGUGGAAAUGACAAAAGAACCAGGACAAGCAACUACAGGCACACAGAUGUAGGUGGGGAAGGAGCUGAUAAGGACAAAUAAGGAAAUGAUCAACAGCUGGGGCGGGGAGCAGACUGGUAGGCUGAGGUGAGGUGAGCAACAAACAGGAACGAAGAGAAGUGAAAAGAAUACCUGAGCCAUAAACAGAAAUAAAUACCAAUCUAAUGAACCAUAUCUAAGAGACAAACAAUGAGAAUAACUGAACUAACACCAGUAACAAGCAAAAAUGCAAAAAAAAAGGGAAAAAAAGGAAAAACAAUCGAAUCAGGAAGUUAGGGGUAAUCUGAAAGCACACGGUAGUCCACCAAUUUAUCUGGGAACAUCUGAGUAAAGGGGGUUGAAUACAAAAGCCCCUAAGAUUGAGAUUAUGUAUAUGCUAAAUAGGAUUUUUCCCAUUUUGGUUGGAUGUAAAUCACACAGCAGCUUCAUUGACUGGAUUUUACUGUUUUUCCAGGCGAAGAUUUAUUUAUUAUUUUUUAAAAAUAUGUCUCAGAUAUGUUGAGAGUUACAAAAAAGUAAACAAGCCCCAAAGUCCUAGUCACGUUACACACUCAUACACAUAAAACACAAAACUCAAUGCCCUUUUAACAUUUCUCUUCAUCUAGUUAUGUUUGCCAACAUCUACGCUCUGAGCAUAUGGACCGGAGAGACUCGAGUUAAGCUAUUAGAGGACACAAGGGGCGAUGGAAAAAGCCUGUAGCUCUACCCAGUCAGCUUAGCUAGUGUGGUGGAGCCUGCUAAUGCGAUUGGCUGACCCUGAGAGAUGUGGCUUCCAUCAAUGAAGACAGACUUUCUCCCCUCAGGUAGCCUAUCAGAAACCUGAUCACGACUGCCUGGUCUUCAUUGGAACAUCAAUCCGUGGGUCUGUCCUAAAUAAUAGUGGGAGUUAGUGAAGCAUGAAACUAUGGCUGUCAGAGAAUGUUAAAUUCAUCUCCCCCCCCCACCCACCGCAUACAUAAGGCGAGUUGAAAGGUUUUAUGUUUAAGAGUUCAUUAUUUUCACCAGAGUUGACUCUCAAAUUAGAAGUUUUCUAUUCAUGUUGUGUUUUUUCUUCUGGGGGGACAUUUUCCAAUUCCCAUUAUUUGUUCCACAGUGUGUUGGUGCAGUUGCUAAUCUCUAAUCAACAAAAGCCAAACAGUGAUUUAUUUCUAACUUUUUGGGUUCUAGGUGUGGCUGGCAUUCCACACGGAUAUCUGGGCCAUAAUCUCAAGGAUCUAAAUUCUCUCACAGUAGCAUAUUUUA